AUGGCGGCAUUGGAUGCGCCAGAGGGACGAGUCUACGAAGAGGUGAAGAGAGUUGCCAUGCGGCUGGAAAAGCUGCAAUUCGAUAGCAACACCCAGUUGCGUUUCCAGAAAAGGGGGUUUGAUCGACAAGGUAGCGACCCUCAAAAGACUCCCUCUUUUAAUACGACCAGUGAACAAGCAGGAACCCUAGCCAAGUCCAUACCCAAAUGCAACUUUUGUGGAAAAAGGGGACAUCUGGCAGCGGACUGCAGAAAAAGGGAGAAACCCUCGAACCACAAGUAUCGUGAGAACGGUCACAACCGCAACUAUAACGAUACGCGAAACAACGCAGCUGGAGGUAGCUCGCUUGUAACGGAGUUAGACAGGUGGUGUAAAACUGUCCAAAGAAAAGGGGAAGACCCAAAACUCCAGUCAGGCGCUGUAGGUAAACCAAGCACUUGUGAAGUGGAAAUUUUCGGUAUUACAGCAAAAGCGCUCGUAGACACAGGCUCUGUGAUUUCGAUUAUCCCUGUUGGGCUCCUCAAGAGAGUGCGCGAACAAGGCGCUGAUCUUGAUGCUAAGGCACACAUCGUAGGCGAUGGAAAACAACGUAGACUUUUCGAUGCGUCGGGGAAUGCGAUGAGCUUCCUUUCGGAAAUAAAAACAGAGGUAAUGGUCAUAGGAGCUAGCACGGCCUGCGUGCAUAUGCACGUGCAGCAAAGUAACGACGAUACGUUGUUAUUAGGUUCUGGGGAUUUCUCUGAAACUGACCCCCAAAUGGUACAACACGCAACGCGGAAUGGCUUUGCAAAUCACCCGUGUUCUCAUGCUGCGUACUCAGACAGGAGGGUAGUAGUCGGGCCAGGUAAAGUAGCCACAGUAAAAAUUUCUGGUGGAUUUAGCAAGGGAGCUUGCAUAUUUUGGUCCAAAAAUCCUCGUAUAGAGUCUGGUGUAUGCCAGGUAGAUGAAGGCAGAGCUGAACUGUCAGUCAUUAAUAAAGGUUCAGAACCCUGGGUAAUAGGCCGAGGGGAGGACCUAGGGAGGUGGUCAACGGAAACUUGGGUUGACCCCAGAAUAGCCGAUGUCCGAGCGAUAUGA
Molecule: messenger RNA, 1077 nt
Organism: Cooperia oncophora
Lineage: Eukaryota; Metazoa; Nematoda; Chromadorea; Rhabditida; Trichostrongylidae
Source: the annotation of a GenBank genome assembly